This is a messenger RNA of Plasmodium fragile, 3114 nucleotides long. RefSeq lists its product as uncharacterized. The transcript is spliced from 7 exons. The coding region runs from base 1 to 3114 and encodes 1037 amino acids. The record is from RefSeq and is a predicted model, not a curated record. Lineage: Eukaryota; Apicomplexa; Aconoidasida; Haemosporida; Plasmodiidae.
AUGGGAACGGUAGAUUUGGCGCAUGCAUUGGCGGAUUGGUUAAUCGCCGCGGGAAUUUACGAUCAGAACCAGUAUGAGGAAAUGGUGUGGAACAAGACUAAAGAGAUAAUGGAGGAAUUUGUGCAAUACAUGGAAACUGCGGAAAUAAUAUCGUAUGCAACGCCCUGUGGUAACGCAGGAUGGCAGCUCCCCAGUGAUCCUACCGAUCAAGCCUAUGUAGGACAAACGGUGGGGGAUAAGAUUGUAUGCGUGCUUAUGGUAGGGGCAUUACUGUUCAUGAAUGGGUGGCAUACUGCAAAACACAGUAGACCACAGGAGGAUGCAACCAACGCAAGCAUACGACAGCACUUGCUAUGUGCAAUAGUACAUAUGUUUAGCGCAGUAUUAAACGAAUCCGUGUGCAAAAGUCAGUGGGGAACUUUUUAUGCAUGGAAAAUAAUGGACGAAUUAGCGGGGGAGGGCGGUUUUUUGGGAGGUUCAAUAAAGAAGGGAACAUGUGGUAGAAACAUAUUUUCGGAUGUACAAAUAAGGGAACUUGACUUAAAUACAGACGUCAAAGCAUGGUUAGGACAAAAUAGCAAACUAAAAGAGGCAAUACAGAAAAUAAAAGGAAAUACACUGUGCACGGAUAGGUGGGGGACGGGAUGGAGCCUAGACGAAAUCCUGGGGCAUGGGAAUAUAGAUGAUUCGCCACGGUCGCCGAUUGCUCAGAUAAUGCACGGACUGCAACACCCAAUGACGGAAGUAUUUAAAGGGCUUAAGCAACAGGUAGAGGAACGCAUAGAGCAAAGGCAACAGGCGAAGACGGGGAAGUCCGCGACGGAUGGCAAAAACGGACAGGCCGCCAAGAAUCCGGCAACAGCAUCACCACAGGCACCUCCAGGAACGAAACCGGCAGAAGCAGGAGGAGGCGACAAGAACGGCCACAAGCCGUCGUCAACAUCACCAUCAGGAGCAGCAGGAACAUCACCAGGAUCCGGAAGGUCAGAUCCCGCACCCGCACCACAACCCCCACCUGCGGCACCAGAACCUCCCUCAGGGAAAUCAGGCGGUGCAGAGGCAGGAGCAACGGAAGACCACGGUGCUACGGGCGUUGCAGGAGCACCGGCAUCAACGGACACAUCAGGUGAGGACCAGUGCAACGCGAGUCUUGGGCAGGGCCCACAGAGCUCGGGUUCAAUAGUUAUAAGUACCGGAUGUACACCGGAUGCAGAUUUAGGAGGAGGACCCCACGUCCCCGAUGCUAGAGCUAAUGGAACUGACGACACGAAAACUGGGCCUACACAGGUAGCUGCAGGUCCCCAGGAACUUCCAGAAGGAAAGAAGGAUGACCCGAAGGAUGGGACAUCAGAGUCCGCAGAACCAGCAGCUGGAUCAGAACCACAACCAGGACCCUUACCUUCAUCAACACCAGAUACGGGACACCAACCUGGAUCGGACGGUGUCCCCCAGGGACCCACAUCUUCUGGGGAACAGAAACCGGACACGCAGGAUGGCCAUGACCAUAGUGAGCCCGGGGUCAACGUACAGAACGAUAGGGAUCCUUUCGGUGGUGCCGAUUUCUGCAAGGUCGAUGCCAAGAGGGCAGGAGUAGGUGGAAAGUGUACUACACUAGACGAUGGGGCAGAAGUGGUUCAUGUACCGGAUGAAAUCCCUCUAUGGGGUAUAGGAGCAUUAAGCCCUAAAAAGUAUGAAGAUUUCACACUGGACCCUAAUCCACGUGAACUACACAUAAAGGACGCAGCAGGGGGGUUCGUGCCACCGGUUCCAGCAGAUGGAAAAGUCAGUUCAUCGGGUGACACAUCACGUGACUAUGCUGUCCCCGACCUAACCGACACCGUCCUCACCGCCACUACUCCCGUACUCUUCUUCCUGUCCGCCCUCAUCGUCGCCCUUCUUGGUUAUUCCCUUUGGCAGUACUUUGCGCACCUCGGACAAAAACGACGACGAACGUUUCGCACCGUUCGUGACGUGCCGUCACCGCCACUCGACAAAGAAAUAUUGGACCAUCUACAACGCGGCGAACUGCCGCCACCCGAUUACGGGUACACCAUGAUUAGGGAUACGCAGCCCGGCAGAUUGCCCGCCGCCCGACGACGACGUCAUCCGCGCGUGCAUACACGCACGAUCAUCGACCUACAUCUAGAAGUGCUGCACGAAUGUGACGCAACCGCGUGGGAAAACGUCAAAGACGACUAUUUGCAGAUACUCGUGGAGGAGUUUGCACAGGAGUGUGCGCACGAUAUGAUACGGGACGCCAACAGCAAUAACAAUAUCUUGGGUCUUUUGACCUCAGACUAUGGCUCCGGUAACGCAGUCACAGACAGAACCACAUGUGACACAGUCACGGACAUACCCACAUGUUACACAGUCACGCACAUACCCACACGUGAUGAUCCUAAGCCCGACAUCACACACCAGUUAGUCACAGACGACACAGUCACAGACACACCCCCACAUGAACCUCCAAAGCCCGCAAUCAUACAUCCACACACCAACGCCCCAGUCACAGACACACACACAUGUGAUCAUCCUCAGCCCGAAAUCACAGACAUAACCACAUCCCACACUACCACGUGGCUGCGUUGGAUUGACCGCAACAAGCACCUAUUCCAGGCGUGCACGGGGCAAACAUGGUUCAAUGAAAUCAAAUCGGAAUGGAAACAAUACCUCCGUGAGCACAUGGUGGCAAACGCAAACAACGGAGUAUCCGGGCACCGUGAAUUAGGUGAGGCACCCACCCCGCCGAUGAAGAAAUUGGACUUGUGGAAAGAAUGGAUUGCAAGACAGCAUAAACGGACGGAUACAUACAGUGAAGAGGAGUGGUUUCAGCAUUUGUUGAAUAAUGUACAGCAGGAGACAGCAACGCCCACAGGCGAAGUAUCAGUAGUCGACAACGACUUAGAAGUGGACAAAGUCACGGCAGCAGCAGACAUGCUACGAGUGACAGCUAUACCAUGCACCCAACCACUGCAUCAGCCCCCUCACAUGAAACAACCGUUAACUGCCACAUUGUGGAUGCUCCUUCUCGCGUCCGUAAUCGAAGAGAGCGAGCUCGAACGCAGUUUGCAGGAUAGGGAGUUAUAUGUGGAUGACCUAUUGGAGCAACUGUGA